This is a messenger RNA of Exophiala viscosa, 2280 nucleotides long. RefSeq lists its product as uncharacterized. The transcript has 2 exons. Bases 419 to 2089 code for a protein of 556 amino acids. The record is from RefSeq and is a predicted model, not a curated record. NCBI's taxonomy places the organism in Eukaryota, Fungi, Ascomycota, Eurotiomycetes, Chaetothyriales, Herpotrichiellaceae.
CAUCGCUGACCAUCGACUGCUCUUUUGAGAUGACCAGGUGUUCGUUUCGGGACGCUGUGUGACUGCUUCCUGCAAGAUCGUUGGCCCAAAUUCUCCCCAGGUUUUGCAGCCUAAAGUUCUGGCCCGGAUCGAAAGGCAAACCUCCUUCCAGUCGUGUCUGCCACCAUGGCCAAACGCCGCUUUUUGUAGAUGAAUAGUGCUUGCGAGAAGGUGGCACAGAGUAUGGCAGCUAUCAUGGUCACGCUAUAGAAAUUUGCUCGUUGUUUCAAACAACGGAGGUAGGAGCAUUCGACAGCCUCUCUUCCAAGAUAAACCAAACGCCUCCAACACCUUGCCCAGGCCUGGCAUUCAAUCAUUUGGUUAGUAUCCUCAUAAUCAUCCUUACACGAUCUAGAAAGGGUAGAAGUCUUGGUUCGACAUGGCUUCAACACAAUCCAAGAAACGCAUUGUCGUCUGCUGCGAUGGCACCUGGAUGGACAGCGACGGCAACUACCAAACCCCCAGCAAUGUAACUCGCAUUGCCCGCGCAAUCAGUCCCACAGGCAAAGACAAGUCUGGUACGGACAUCCAUCAGCUCGUCUUCUACGAGAACGGCAUCGGCACCGGUGAUAAUUCCUGGUACAACACAUUCGUUGGUGGUGCAACAGGAGAAGGCCUUGCCGAGCAUAUCCGAGAAGCCUACAGCUGGAUCUGCAUGAACUACAACCCUGGUGACGAAAUCUUCAUUCUCGGCUUCUCUCGGGGUGCCUUUACUGCUCGUUCAAUUUCAAGCUUAAUCAAUGCCGUCGGCUUGUUGACCUCCACAGGAUUGGAGUACUUUGUCCAGGUAUUUGAAGACUGGGAGUUCCAGCAGAAGAAAGACUAUGUGACCAGAUGGCCGAACCUUCCGUUCAUUGGCCACAAACCACCCGUCACAGACCCUCAGUAUCAACAGGAGCUGAUCAGCAAAGGCCUCACACGUUCCAAGAUCAAGGUCAAAUGCGUGGCAGUCUGGGACACUGUGGGUGGACUGGGUAUCCCCAUGAUCGGCCUUCUUCCUCAACCUCCGAGCAAAGAUUUUGCCUUUGUCGAUACGCGAGUCGAAUCAAAUAUCGAGUAUGCUUUCCAAGCACUCGCUCUGGAUGAACAUCGUCGACCAUAUUACCCGACGGUCUGGGAUUGGCCGCAAGUCGAGCCGAAUGAUCUAAAAGUUCUUCGGCAAACGUGGUUUCCGGGCGUUCAUAGUGAUGUCGGAGGAAGCUACGAUGACAACACUCUGGCCAAUCUCACCCUCGCGUGGAUGGUGUCUCAGCUGGACCCAAUCCUGACGAUCGACCACAAGUAUAUCUACUCGCUCAUUGACCCUGGUCAUCCUGGACUCCAGGGGCACAUGACGUUCACAACCAGCGGUCUUUCCAAAAUGGUUGAAAACACCAAACCGCACGCACGACCAUGGGGCCUGGGCAAGAUCCAUAACAGCAUGACCGUGUUCUUUAGGCUGGCCGGCUCCCGCAACCGCACGCCAGGCGAGUACCGUGAGGAGGAGCCGGCCAGCCAAUACGGCACGAUUCUCUGGAUCUUCUGGAAGAUCGGACACCGCAUCGCCAAAAUCUUGGGCAAGAAGGAACAGACCAUGCCGAGACUGCGCCGGACUGAGGAGACCAUUCACGCCAGUGUGCGAAUCCGUCGAGGGAAGAAGGGACUUGGGUACAAUGACAAGGGAGUCUAUGAUCCGCCGGCGCUCGGGGGGUGGGACAUGUCUGGCUUUGAGACAAAUCCGGAAACUCCUAUUGCGCUGAACGAGCCUGGUCAGGUCGGCACCAUGACGGGCGUGGUCUACAGGAAAGCAGUGUACCCGGAGACUGUGGUCGAUGGGAAAGUCAAGGUUCUUGCAGAUAAGGGAAAGACCAAGAUUCUGGAGAUGCAGGAGGAGCCUUUGGGCCCAUUCGAGAGGCAGAUCUUAGAUUUGUGGCCGGAGAUUCAGAAGGAUUUCGAUACGAUCGGGAAUGCUGGGUUUGGGCAGGACAGAGUGCAUACGGAGCCUCUCGGUCGGGAUACGAAUGGGACGAGUGUACGGCUUAGGCAGCCUGGACGGAGUGAGACAACUUGAUGCUGGUAGUAUUCGAUGAAGCUUGGAUCAACAGCAGUAUUGGUAUGGGUAUUGGUAUUGGUAUCUUCCUAUGACGAGGUCCUAACCAUGUGGUAAUAAAAAAGGGAGGAAAGGAGGCUAGGCUGACGCUUGGCGCUUUCAGUAAUGACUAUAAUGACUAUUUGACUAUUCCACGACGAUCGCGCUUUUGU